Molecule: messenger RNA, 2925 nt
Organism: Huiozyma naganishii CBS 8797
Lineage: Eukaryota; Fungi; Ascomycota; Saccharomycetes; Saccharomycetales; Saccharomycetaceae
Gene: MCM3
Product: MCM DNA helicase complex subunit MCM3
Exons: 1
Coding region: 1-2925 (974 amino acids)
Biological process (GO): DNA strand elongation involved in DNA replication; double-strand break repair via break-induced replication; mitotic DNA replication initiation
Cellular component (GO): nucleus; MCM complex
Molecular function (GO): single-stranded DNA binding; ATP binding; single-stranded DNA helicase activity
Source: RefSeq, a predicted model, not a curated record
AUGCUGGAAAAUUUUGCACGCUUGGUACUCGCCAGCAACCAGCACAGACGCCAGCACUCCAGCGCCAUGGACCAGUCGACGUACGAGCUGGACGCAGUCGGGCCAGACGCCCUGUUUAACGACAGGGUGCGCCGGUUCCAGGAGUUUUUGGACACGUUUGCCACGUACAAGGACGCAGUGACGCGUGUUUGGCAACAGCAGCAAGAACAGCAGCACUACGAUGAGAAGAAGCCGUUGGAGAGUGGCGCGCCGCCCGCGCGCAGGAUCACCGUUUCCUUGGACGAUCUCCGCGAGUUCGACAGGUCCUUCUGGACAGGCGUGCUCACGCAACCUGCGUAUUUCAUCCCGCCAGCGGAGAGAGCACUCUCCGAUACGGCAGCGGUGCUUGCGCUGUCCGCCGCGGACGGCGGUGCUGGUGCCCGUGCCGCUUGGCGACUCUCCUUCAGUGGGGCAUUGGGGGCACACGCCCUCUCGCCACGUACACUGGACUCGACUUUCCUCAACAAGUUGGUCGCCGUGGAGGGGAUUGUCACGCGAACGUCGCUAGUGAGGCCAAAACUGAUCAGGUCAGUGCAUUUCGCUCAGAAGACCGGCAGGUUCCACUACAGGGACUACACGGACGCUACAACAACACUCACCACUAGUAUCCCGACCCCGGCAAUCUACCCAACCGAGGACCCAGAGGGCAACAAACUCACCACCGAGUACGGGUACUCCACCUACGUCGACCAUCAGCGGAUCACCGUGCAGGAGAUGCCCGAAUCCGCCCCCGCGGGGCAACUCCCCCGUUCAGUGGACAUCAUUCUCGAUGACGAUCUCGUCGAUAGGACGAAACCAGGGGACCGUGUUGUCAUUGUGGGUGUGUUCAAGUCCAUGGGGGCAGGUGGGCUUAACAAACAGGACAGCGGAGCGGCACAGCAGGGCGGGUUCCGUACAUUAGUCCUGGGGAACGCAGUGUACCCGCUCCAUGCACGGUCCACUGGUGUCUCCGCUCACGAGACACUCUCCGACUUCGAUAUCCGCAAGAUCAAUAAGUUGUCCCAGCGCCGCGACGUGUUCGAGAUCCUCGCCCAGUCCCUUGCACCUUCCAUCUACGGACACGAGCACAUCAAGAGAGCGAUUUUGCUCAUGUUGCUGGGCGGGGUAGAGAAGAAUCUGGAUAACGGGUCGCAUCUCAGAGGGGAUAUCAAUAUCCUCAUGGUAGGUGACCCCUCGACGGCGAAAUCACAAUUGCUUCGGUUCGUGCUUAACACUGCGUCACUAGCGAUCGCCACCACGGGGAGAGGGUCCUCAGGUGUCGGUCUUACAGCGGCAGUCACCACGGACAGGGAAACCGGUGAGAGAAGACUAGAGGCUGGUGCGAUGGUCCUCGCAGAUAGGGGAGUUGUCUGCAUUGACGAAUUCGACAAGAUGACCGACGUAGAUAGGGUCGCCAUCCACGAAGUCAUGGAACAACAGACAGUCACGAUCGCAAAGGCUGGGAUCCACACCACUUUGAACGCAAGGUGUAGUGUCAUCGCCGCGGCAAACCCGGUCUAUGGCCAAUACGACGUCAACAGGGACCCACAUCAGAAUAUCGCUCUACCAGAUUCGUUGCUGUCCCGUUUCGAUCUCUUGUUCGUCGUCACGGACGACAUCAACGAGAUCAGGGACAGGUCCAUCAGUGAACACGUCCUCAGAACGCACAGGUACUUACCGCCAGGGUACCUCGAAGGUGAACCCAUCAGGGAGAGUAUCAACCUCAGUCUUGCUGUCGGCGUCCCAGACGCGGACGCAGCAGAGGACGCCACGGGACGAGGCAAUGAGGGCCAACAGGAGGAGGACGACAGUGUCUUUGAGAAGUUCAACCCGCUGUUGCAAGCAGGUGCCAAAUUGGCAAGGAACCGCGGGGACUACAACGGGACAGAGAUCCCGCAAUUGGUAGCGAUCCCGUUCCUCAGGAAGUACAUACAGUACGCGAAGGAGCGGAUCACGCCGCAGUUGACGCAGGAUGCAGUGAACAUCAUCGUUAAGCAGUAUGCGGAACUCAGAAACGACGAGAACACGAAGAAAUCACCCAUCACGCCAAGGACUCUAGAGACGUUGAUCAGACUCGCCACUGCGCACGCAAAAGUGAGAUUGUCAAGGACGGUCGAAAGGAGAGACGCGCAUGCUGCAGCAGGACUGUUGCGGUUUGCUCUUCUGGGGGAGGACAUUGGAGACGAUUUGGCAGAUAACGAGUUCGACUCACCUAGAAGGUCCCCCAAGAAAUCACCUAAAAAGAAACCAAGAGUGUCCACCACGUCAUCACCAUCGAAGGCAUCGUCUCUCUCGUCCACGCCAAUGGGCGUCACCUCGACACCAAGAGGUACACUCAGGAGGCUGAGACUGGAUGAUGAGGACUAUGAGGACGCAGGAGAGGGUGCUGGUGACAACAACGACGCACAGGAGGCAGAGGUAAUGUCACCACUGGCACAUGAGGAGGAGCUCGAGUUGCAGAGAAGGUUAGAAAUGGGUCUGAGAGUGUCCCCAAGACGCCAAGAACAGUUGUCGUCGCCCAGUAAAAAAUCCGCAGGGCCCCUCACGGAACGUGACACUCCAAGUUUGCCCAACUUACCAGCGGGCGAUCAACAACAAUCGCAAUCACAAAUACAGUUACAGUUACAGUUACAGCAAGAGGAGGAAUCUGCACAAUCCUUCGCCAACGUCGAAAGAAGCAGCAUUUCAACGAGCAGAUUAUCAUUGAUAUCCGGUAUCAUCGCCAAACUGAUGCAAACAGAGUUGUUCGAAGAGGAAUGCUACCCAGUGAGCGCCCUCCUUGAUAGAAUCAACGAGCAGGUACCAGAAGAAGACCAGUUUACAGCUCCGGAAUACCUCGCUGGACUAGAAAUUAUGUCUGACAGAAACAACCUCAUGAUAAGUGAGGAUAAAGUCUGGAGGGUGUAA